GCGACGCAAGAGGAAAGUCAUGCGAUGGGAUGUGUUUGCCGCUCUCAGCCAUGCACUGCAACCCUCCACUAUUCGCCAUAUUGGCUGCGUGGUUUGGGAAUGCAAAGACUUCGGUGAUAGGAGUUUGUUUAGGCCUAUUUCUAUCAGAAAGGGCUAUUUAGGAUGGCUAGUGCAACUGUAGACCAGAAGCCAGUAUUACCUGGGACUUCUGGUCAGCCCCAGGAUGACCUGGCCAAGCCCCUUCAUGUCCAGCACAUAGAGAAGUGUUUGGAGUUGGGGCCAUUUCUUAGCUAUGUUGACAAAGUGCUAAGCAUUCCAGAUUUACCGAGUGAUUCAGACACCACAGAUACAGAUACUGAAUUAUCUGACGCAGAGGGCAUGAAAAUAGUUAAUGGGGUUGCUACAACAAAGCCAGAGAGGAGGGCAGACAAGACCCGGCUCUAUAACUUCACUAAAGUAAAGAAAAGUAGAAAAUGGUUAAAGAACAUCUUGUUAAGUGAUAGUUCGUCUGAUGAGGACGAUGAUGAAAUGACUCCUGAAAAAAUGCAAGAAAUGCUCAGAAUACACAAACUACAGAGACAGUGCCAGAUACAGUUUUACAAUGACCCACAGUUACAUCAGUAUCAGUAUUAUAGUGUGGGGUUACUGUCUAACUACGACAAAUAUCAUGACCACCACAAGCAGAUUCUUGGGCCUAAAAAGAAGGGACCUAAAGAUGAACAGAAAAAAUUAGAGAAAAAGCUUAUGAAAGCCAAGCUGAAGAAGCUAAAGAAAGAAAGAGGGUCAGAUGAACUUAAGAGCCCUCCUAUUCACCACUCCACCCAUACUCUGAAGGUGGUCAAGGUGAAGAGACUAACACCAGAGCAGGCACUGGUGAAGAGAAAAAGAAUGUGGAUGAGCAUAGUGAAGAAAGAAGUUCCUAAGGCUCAGAAACAAAGGACAUCAACACGUAAAGAAAUGUUUUCAAAUGCGAGGAAGCUAGCAAAAGAAUGCAUGAAAGAGAGCCGUAGGAAAGCACUGCAGUUCCAGCGUAGCACUAAAGAUAGUUUACAGAGAGCACGUCGGCUAACUAGGGAGAUGUUAGUCUACUGGAAGAGAUUUGAAAAAGUGGAGAAAGAGUCUCGUAAAAAGGCAGAAAAAGAAGCCCAAGAACAGAGGAAAAUGGAUUUGGAAUUAAUGGAGGCAAAAAGGCAGCAAAGGAAGUUGAAUUUCUUAAUCACCCAGACAGAACUGUAUGCCCAUUUCAUGAGUCGCAAGGUAGCGGGAGGUAAUGACACAAUGCAGAAAGAGAUUUUACAGAGAUUGGAUGAUGAUGACGGGGACUCCAAGCGCCAUCUGGAGGUAUCUGGUGGAUUGGUUACAGACAUGAAGGGAGAUAAUUACAAUAGUGAAUCUAUGAAAAACAUAGCUGUAAAGAAUGCUACAGAUGCUUUCCAAGCUCACCAGGCAAAAACCAAGUCAUUUGAUAGUGGUGUUGUGAUGAGACAGAAAGCCAAAAAAUCAUUGGACUCUAGCCUGUCAACACCAGACCUCACUAUGGAGGAAGAGUUGCCACAGCCUAGUAUAUUUGAAGGCAAAUUGAAGGCUUAUCAGUUGAAGGGCAUGAACUGGUUGGCAAGUCUUUACAAUAAAGGCAUCAAUGGUAUAUUGGCAGAUGAGAUGGGACUGGGAAAGACAGUUCAGAGCAUUGCACUUCUCUCUCAUUUGGCUGAGCACCAUGGCAUUUGGGGGCCUUUCCUUGUGAUUGCCCCUGCAUCCACCCUACACAAUUGGCAACAGGAAUUCUCCAAGUUUUUGCCAAGAUUCAAGGUUGUACCAUACUGGGGUAAUACACAGGAUCGUAAAAUCCUUCGUAGCUUCUGGGAUCAAGCCCACGCCUAUACGGAGCAAUCUUCCUUCCACGUUGUGAUCACCAGCUAUCAGCUGGUCAUCCAGGACAUGAAAUACUUCCAGAAGAUCAAGUGGAUCUAUAUGGUGCUGGACGAGGCCCAGGCAAUCAAGAGUAGCAGCAGUAUCCGCUGGAAGAUGCUGCUUGGAUUCAGCUGUAGAAACAGAUUGCUACUCACUGGAACACCCAUACAGAAUAGUAUGGCUGAGCUGUGGGCUCUUCUGCAUUUUAUCAUGCCUACGCUGUUUGAUUCCCAUGACGAGUUCAAUGAGUGGUUCUCUAAAGACAUAGAGGGAAGCGUGGAGAAAAUGUCUGGCAUGGAUGAAAAUUGCCUGUCAAGACUUCACAUGAUAUUAAAACCCUUUAUGUUGAGAAGAGUGAAAAAAGAUGUAGAAAAUGAGCUCUCUGAUAAGAUUGAAAUCUUAGUGUACUGCCAUUUAACAAGGCGACAGAAGAUCUUGUAUCAGGCCAUUAAAAACAAGAUAAGAAUAGAGGACCUAAUUCAGUCGGCAAUGGCCACAUCAGCAUCUCAAGCACAGAGCACAACAAGUAGUCUCAUGAAUUUAGUCAUGCAGUUUAGAAAGGUGUGCAAUCAUCCAGAGUUAUUUGAACGUAGAGAAGUGAGGAGCCCAUUCCAUUACAAACCAGAGACAUUCAUCUUGCCAAAGAGGAUAUAUAGAGAGUGUUUGAUUGAUCAUGCUCUUCCCAGCAAACAAAGAUUGUUGUAUAAUAUGUUUUGUAUAUACAACCCAGAAAAUGUACACCGUUCAUUGGUUGGCACCAG
Molecule: messenger RNA, 2672 nt
Organism: Lingula anatina
Lineage: Eukaryota; Metazoa; Brachiopoda; Lingulata; Lingulida; Lingulidae
Product: chromatin-remodeling ATPase INO80
Biological process (GO): DNA repair; chromatin remodeling
Cellular component (GO): Ino80 complex
Molecular function (GO): ATP hydrolysis activity; ATP binding; histone binding
Source: RefSeq, a predicted model, not a curated record